UGUCUGCCUGUCCGUCGACCGAGCGAGCCCCGUGUUCCGUCCCUCUCCGCUCCGCUCCGCCGCGCGCGUCCCCGUCCAGUCAGUUGUCAAACAGACCAUGCUCACACCAACACGCUGACCACGCUCCCGUCCCGAUCAAUGGCGCUUCACAGCCCCGUCUCCGUGUGUGACUAUUCCGAACUUCGCGCUGUGAAAUGUAGUUCUGACUCAACUCCACCAAUGUCGCCCGAAAAGAAGACGUACGUCCCUCCCUCGUCCGAGACCAUCCAGACCAAGCCGUUCCCCGUCAGAGGAGAGCGAGUGGUCCGCUGCCCGCGCACCGAGAGCUUACCCGCCAUCUGUCCGUGCCCCUGCCCCAAAGGGGAACGAGCCAACUAUGUCAACAGUCCUCAUGUCAUUGCCAUGGUGGGCCUCCCUGCCAGAGGCAAGACCUACAUUUCCAAGAAGCUCUCUCGUUACUUGAAUUGGAUUGGUAUCAAUACUAAAGUAUUCAACCUGGGAGAGUAUAGACGGCAUGCAACAACUGCCUACAAAAGCCAUGACUUUUUCAGACCUGACAACAAGGAAGCAAUGGCCAUUCGAACACAAUGUGCUAUUGAUGCUCUUCAAGAUGUGGGCUCGUGGCUUGAAGGAGGAGGUGAAGUUGCUGUCUUUGAUGCAACUAACUCUACCGAAGAUCGACGCCGAAUGAUUCAUGAGAUUAUUGUAAAGAAAAUGGGGUACAAGUUGUUUUUUGUAGAGUCCGUUUGUGAUGAUCCUAAGAUCAUCGAGCAGAACAUCAUGGAGGUGAAAUUCAACAGUCCAGAUUACAAUAAUAGAUUGGAAGAUUACGGUGAACCUACAUCAGGCGGGGAAGAAGUGAAGGUCAAUAGCCCUGAUUAUAAAAACAUGAACAUGGACAUGGAUUCUGUUCUAAAGGACUUCUUAAUGCGCAUUGAACAUUAUCAAGAACGUUAUGAACCUUUGGAAGAGAAUAGAGAAAAAGACCUGUCUUUCAUGAAAAUUUACAACACAGGGGAGAAAGUAGUUGUUCACAAACAUGAAGGCCACAUUCAAAGCAGAAUUGUCUACUACCUCAUGAACAUCCACAUAGUGCCUAGGACCAUCUACUUGACGCGGCAUGGUGAAAGUGAGGAAAACCUUAGGGGACGAAUUGGGGGAGACUCUGACCUCUCAUCCCGUGGCCAACAGUAUGCAGAAGCACUCUCCCGCUUCAUUCAACAACAGAACAUACCAAACUUACGAGUUUGGACUUCAUGGCUUAAAAGGACAAUUCAAACUGUUGCUACCAUUCCAGCACCCCAAGAACGCUGGAAAGCUUUGAAUGAAAUUGAUGCUGGUAUAUGUGAAGAAAUGACCUAUGAGGAGAUUGCUGAGAAGUACCCAGAGGAUUUCACUGCUCGUGAUGAAGCAAAAUUCACCUACCGCUAUCCUAGAGGAGAAUCGUAUGAAGAUCUCGUUGCCCGCUUGGAGCCUGUUAUUAUGGAACUGGAACGCCAAGGCAAUGUUCUUGUUGUAAGCCACCAGGCAGUCAUGCGAUGUCUUCUUGCCUACUUCUUGGAUAAAUCAGCAGAUGAGUUACCCUACUUGAACGUCCCAUUACAUACUGUGAUAAAGUUGACACCUGUUGCAUAUGGUUGCAAAGUGGAAUAUAUCAAAUUGCCCAUCGAAGCAGUAGAUACACAUCGAGCCAAGCCCAAGGUCCCUGGGUAUCUGGAGGAUCGUUUCAAGCGAGAAAAGCUUCAGGGCUCGGAAAAGUGCUGAUACUGGCGAAGUUUGUGGUAUGCAUGGUACAUCUUUCACCUCUUCUCCGGACGCGGUGAUUUCUGUCCAAUUUGAAUCCAUGUAUGCCACUUGACACAUCAACAGAUGCUGACUCUUAUCAAACCCUGAAAAGUUUAAAUGUUUGUACAAAGUAUUGCCGCUUGUAUAAGAUCUAAUUAAUAAGAAUGAAACGAAGAGCUGGCUCCAUCAUUGCAGAAACACUCCAGGCUUAGGUCUAUUAUUUGGUCUGACAUCAGCCCUCACAAAUUUCCUUUUUUGUUUGUUUUUGAUGUAACGAGCUGCUGCUAUCUUUAGCUUUCAAUUUAACAAUUGAAAAGCAAAGUUCAACAUUUCAUUUUCAUUUAUGUAAUAUUGUUGACAUCAAUGUUUUUCCUUUGAAGCUUAAAAUAUUGGUCUGUAUCCCGUCCAGGCAUACCUUUUGACUCCAUUUAAAGCCAGCUUGUUACCAAUGCAAUGUGCUACAAUUGGACAGCCUGGAUGAUUUACACAUUUUCAAGAACUGAGAGAGAUGGUCUGAGGCUAAUGGAGUGUGCAAUGACCAAAGUGCUUAUGGUUUUUUUUUUGUUGGAAAAUGGUUAUUGUUAUGACAAUGCAAUGUACAUAUAUAAUUAUUUUGGGGAAGCAUAUCUUAAGUCUAUUUUAAUUAACUGACAUUCAAAGUACACAAUAUUGUCAUUUUAAAAAAAUCUCCCUAUUGUUUCAAGCAUUUUGCUGUAUUGUUUAUAUUUAAGUUAUACGUGUAGAUAUGUCUUAGCUAUUUUAAGUAAAACUUUACUACAUAAAUAUUUAUGUGUGUAUGUAUGCCUGUGUAUGUGUGUUUGUAUUGUCUUGGGAGUGCACACUUGAGAGUGUGGUGAGUUUAUGUGACCCUGUACAUAAACUUUUAUUUUGUCAUGCCAGAUUAAAUUUUUUUUGUCAUUCCUUGAUCACCCUUAAAACUUAAUCUCAAGACUUUAGUCCAUAUUCCGCCAAUAAGUCUGAGGACAAACUUGAUGCGUCUCUUUAAUCUGUUCAUAUAAUCCUCCCAUUAUUCAUUAAGCUGUGUCAUAUGAUUGUAUAAUUGUUUUCCAUAUGAGGAAUCUUGUUAGAAGUGUGAUCAUGUCUUUCCAACCAAACUUUGUCUAUAAUUUCAGCACUUUUUGUGUUGUCAUUAUGUUUUUAAUGAGGGAUGAAGAGUACAGUCUCAGUCUGCUACCCCUAACGUCAAUCCCUUAAUGUAUAGUUCUUUUUAUGGAAUAAACAAACUUCCAAAGUUUU
This is a messenger RNA of Thrips palmi, 3042 nucleotides long. RefSeq names its product 6-phosphofructo-2-kinase/fructose-2,6-bisphosphatase 2 (gene Pfrx). The transcript has 12 exons. Gene Ontology annotation, biological process: fructose metabolic process; fructose 2,6-bisphosphate metabolic process. Gene Ontology annotation, cellular component: cytosol. Lineage: Eukaryota; Metazoa; Arthropoda; Insecta; Thysanoptera; Thripidae. The record is from RefSeq and is a predicted model, not a curated record. Gene Ontology annotation, molecular function: fructose-2,6-bisphosphate 2-phosphatase activity; 6-phosphofructo-2-kinase activity; ATP binding. Bases 139 to 1764 code for a protein of 541 amino acids.